This is a messenger RNA of Mastomys coucha (southern multimammate mouse), 762 nucleotides long. RefSeq lists its product as uncharacterized. The transcript is spliced from 12 exons. NCBI's taxonomy places the organism in Eukaryota, Metazoa, Chordata, Mammalia, Rodentia, Muridae. Bases 16 to 624 code for a protein of 202 amino acids. The record is from RefSeq and is a predicted model, not a curated record.
AACCAUGGAAAUGGCAUGGCACCUCAGCCAGGUCCCUGCAACGGUGGGAUUGCUCCAGCACAGCUCCUCCCCAGGCCUCCCACCCCAGUCCCUUCAGAUAAAGGAGGUGGCUGGGGCCUGAAAUCCCAGCUCCCACCCCCAGUGCGGAAUGGUAAAAUCCCAGCACCAACCCCGGCCAUGCAGUGGGGACCACCGAAGUCUCAAAAAGCUGGUUACCAGCCCUUCAAUGGUUAUGGAGCUGGAGCAGAACUGGGCUUCCGUGGUGGCCUCAACCUGCAGAAAGUUGGUUUCCAUUAUGGGAAUGGAGCUCUGGAAGCUGGAAUUUUGCCAGAGACCCUGCAGCCAGGGUUCCCCUCAGCCAAUGGCUUUAGGAAUGGACUCAAGGAGGAGACUCUUCUCUAUCCUAGAGCAACAGUUCCAACCCUCGAGAGACAUGGUCAGGCUGGGGCCUUCAAGCUCUGGGGGGCUGGAAUGAAGCCAGGAUAUGGAUAUGCAGGCCUUGGGAUUCAGGAAGGGCCCUAUGGACAGCUGAGGCCAGAGCAUCUGGAGCACUUGGUGAAGACAGAUACCAACAGCCAGCUGGGAAAUGGUUACAGAGGACACUGUCCUUCUGGGAAAUGCUGAAUGGAACCUAUCCCCCGCCUACCCUGAGGGCCUCUGCAUUAGAGCCUGGUCAGAGGAGGAACUCAAGACUUUCCCAAGGCACUGCCCUGCCCUGGGUCUCCUUUGGGCUGAAGUAUUAAUAAAAGCCAUAUGAUUCCC